CACAAUUGGGUUCACUAGCAUGGGAGGGUCGAGAGGAUCCCUCCGACGGACUGGUUCGCCCAUACGCACGUAUGGAACCCGAACCAUUAGCUCGGUGUUAGGUCCGGUCCUUUUCCUCUUCCUAUUCCUGGCCUUGGAGUAGGGGUUCUCUCUCUGUUACCGGUACUCCUGACGGGCUGUCGGGAAGACGAGAGACUCGGGAAGGCAAAGUAAGACCAGACCAGACGAGACUGGACUGGGCCGACCCAAACCAGAACUUGACCGUUCCAUAUUCGCUACCACACCUCCCUCCCCUUCGGUUCCCCCUUCCACCCACCGAGAUUCGCCGUCGUCCCUAGACUAAGGUGUAACACGUUGUCUGUGCGGACGAUGCUAGUCCAAGGUGUGAGGUAAGCCAUAAGACCCGACCGUUUUCCCACAUCGUCUCAUGAGCGGACUUUUCUCCCACUCCCUCACCAAAUUUCCCGCUAUCCCUCGUGCCCUUACCUUCUCGCUUUCUGCUAUUCUUUCGUGGCGGUGGAGGGUGGUGCCCCCUUCUUGAAAGACAUCCCUUCAUGUUUCACGACAUCGGAGGACCCUGCAGAUAGGGCACGUUGAAAGUUCACGGCCACCCACGCUAACCAACUAUGCCUCUCAAAGUCGCUGUCAUCGGUGCCGGACCCGCGGGUCUGGCGACGGCGAGAUAUCUGAAAUGGGCGCACUUGUUCUUCGCGAUUGAACCUAUCCAGAUCCGGGUCUUUGAGGCCGAAGAUGAUAUCGGAGGCACGUUCAAGUAUCGAGUGUACGAGGACGCUGAACUUGUCUCGUCUAAAUACCUGACCGCCUUCUCCGAUCACCGCCUGCCCCGAGAUGCCGCUGAUUAUGUCACCCCGGCUGUCUAUGUACAGUACCUGAACGAAUACUGUGAUCGCUUUGAGCUUCGACCUCACAUAGAAUGCUCAUCUAAGGUCACUCGCACGGAAAGGGUAGAUGGUGGAGGGCACAUCGUCACCGUCACCCGCAAAGAUGGCACAACCUUCGACUACAACUGUGAUGCUGUUGCCGUCUGCUCCGGACUCAAUCUCGAACCCCGUAUUCCUGACAUUCCGGGGCUGGAAAAGGUCCCCAAGGUCCUUCACUCGUCGCAAUUCAAGAGCCGAGACCAACUACGAGAUGUCAAAAGCGAUAAACCCACCGUCGUCAUCGUCGGCACGGGAGAGACUGGUCAAGACCUCGGUCAACUCGCGGCGACGACAGAAACCGUUCAACAUGUUGUGAUGUGCCACCGAGAUGGAUUCGUCGUUGCACCCAAGACUGCACCGACACCAAUCAUGUUCGGGUUCUGGGGCAGGAAUAGCAAAGUAAACGAUAAACCCGUUGACUGUUCCAUCGCUAGUCUCUUCGACACUGCAUAUGUUCCUCAGAAACUGCAGUCGAGCCAACUGCUUUGGGAUUUUUACAACCAACAGAUCGACGUUACAUUCUCGCUAAUUGGUGGGACGCUUGAGGGCUGGGACCAACAUGUCGGCGGCAUGCGUCGGGAAAGGAUGCACAUCGAUCACUUCUUCCCGGCCAAAUCCACCCGUGCUGUGCCAUACCUCUCAGCGCCUUGGCGGCCGCCUCUUUCGGCCAUGGAGCGGAUACGCCGAUUCUUCUUCUAUAUCAAAGAGCUUGACGUCGACACCAAGGGUCGAUACAUUGACGUUGCUCCUUGGCCCGAGUAUGUUGACGACGAUGGCGUAUUGCACUUCCGCGAUACGGGCAGACCGGAGUCGGAGAAAAUGAAGCAGAUGGUGAAGCCCGAUGUCAUCCUAUUUGCAACUGGCUACACCCGCCGCUUCCCUUUCCUCGAUAAGAGCUAUGGCACACCCGACACAGCCGAUGUACGAGCCAUCUACCACAGCAACGAUGUAUCAGUAGGGUUCAUUGGCUUCGUGCGGCCGAAUCUGGGUGCAAUCCCCACCCUCGCCGAGAUGCAGACCCAAUACUGGAUCCUUCAACUUCUCAGAUCCAAGUACCCCAACAUCCCUGGCCUAACAACACCGUCGAAAGGACUUACUUUGGACCCUAACGCUCUCCCCGGCUACGAUAUCGACUGGAAGCUCCACCCUCGAUGUGGCAGAGACCCGUGGGCAGAAAAGCGCGGCGUCGACCACGAGAGCUACGUAUACCAGCUGGCCCUCGACAUGGGCUCAGCACCACGGUUCAGCUAUGUCUACUCUAAGGGUUUCAAGGCGUUGUACACCUGGGCUAUGGGUAGCAACUUCAAUGCAAAGUUCCGCCUUGUGGGGCCCUGGAAGAACGAGGAGGAGUCGCUGCGCAUCAUUCGUGGCGAGCUUUACGACAUCGUCAAGCGGUCUGGCGGUAUGCUAUACAUGGUCGCCAACACCUUGAUACCCUUUUUCUUAUUCGGCACGAUGAGCAUGGCCAUUCACACGUGGGAAUGGACCAAGAGCUUGUUCCACCCAUGGACGCGGAAGGGGGGUCAGAUACGCCUUCCGGAGUAUUAAUAACGACUUAACGACCAUUUUCCUUAAAGUUUAGAUUUUCGACUUCACAAGACCAGCGA
This is a messenger RNA of Colletotrichum scovillei, 2548 nucleotides long. Its product is annotated as dimethylaniline monooxygenase. NCBI's taxonomy places the organism in Eukaryota, Fungi, Ascomycota, Sordariomycetes, Glomerellales, Glomerellaceae. The coding region runs from base 627 to 2489 and encodes 620 amino acids. The transcript is spliced from 5 exons. The record is from RefSeq and is a predicted model, not a curated record. Gene Ontology annotation, molecular function: N,N-dimethylaniline monooxygenase activity; flavin adenine dinucleotide binding; NADP binding.